GUCAACGUCAAAUGCCUGAAGAACUCAGCCGUCACUCUACCUGCAGCUCUCACUUGCCCGAAUUUGUACGUGUUUCCAUCAUCCUUUCCCAUCCGCAUCCCAUUGAGCGCACAAGAUCGCCAUGGCUGCGAAUGCCGCCACUCUUCUUCUCGCCCUGCUUAUCCUCGCCAGCAUUUGGUCCGCUGCUCCCACCGCAGAGGACCAAGGGAGCGCUGCGCGUGCCGGCGAGGAUGGCGCUCCCCAGCUGCCGGGCAUCGCAGACGGCGACGAUGGCGACAUUGUGGAUUUGAGUGACGCCGCGUUUGACGACGCCCUUCUGCAGCGCGAGUACGUUCUCGCGCUGCUGUACAACAGCUCGUGCGAGCGGUCCAAGAGAUACAUGGUCCAGCUGCGCAGGGCGGCGGCGGGCCUGAAGGCGGCGGGCGAGGCGGUGCUGGUGGGCAAGGUGGACGCGGGGAGGCACGCGCUCGUGCGGCGGCGGGCGGAGGCGGAGGGGACUGCGGGCGACGGCGAGGUGCCGCUGUACCUGUGGGCGGAGAGAGGGCGAUUGCAGGCGUGCGACGAGUUCAGCAGCGACGACAUAGUGGCGUGGGUGACUCGCAAGGCGGGCAGCAGCGUCACCACCAUCCACAUGGACCCCUCCUCGCCCUCGCGCCUCCCCACGCUCUCCUCGCUGCUCAAAGACUCGUCUGCCACUGCCCUUGCACUCGCCCUCGUGCACGACAUGCAGGGCCCAGCGGCAGCCGCCUUCAAAGAUGCGUCCAAGGACGUGGACGGGGUGCGCUUCGCCCUCACCAUGCACGCUGCUGUGGCGGCCGCCCUGGGGUGGCAGGGCGACGCCGCUGCUGCGCUGGCGCGCACAGGCCGGGAGGAGGCGGUGGUGGCGGUGCUCAAGCGCCAGCAGGACGCCUUCGUGCCGCACGAGGGUCCUUUCACGCGCGAGGCCGUGGCGGCGUUUGUGCGCAAAAACAGGCUGCCGCUGUUUGUCCACUUCGAUGACGAUGCCGUGGAGCAGUUUGGCAAACACACCAAGUGGCAUAUCGUCAUCUUCUGCCCGCGUGCCGCCUUCUCUCACUUUGAGCAGUCACUGGCACCGCUGGCCCGACAGCACAAGGGCAAGGUGCACUUUGCGCUGGUAGACUCCAGCGACGAGGACGCAUCGGGGAUCCCCAUGGACUACUUUGGUGUACGCGUGGACGAGACAGCUGUCAUUGCUGUGUUCACGGACACCACGCAGGGCGAACCCCAGGAGUCCAAGCACCGCCUCACAGAGGACCCCACCCCCGCCAACAUGCAGGCGUUCAUCACGGCUUUUCUGGCGGGCGAGCUGCCCCCCUACUACAAGUCCGACCCCGUCCCUGCCAAGAACGAUGGAGUGGUGCGCACCGUGGUGGGCAGGACGUUUGACGACAUAGUCAUGGACGAGGCCAGGGACGUCAUGCUCAUGUUGAGCUACGGGGACGAGUGUCCGUCGUGUGAGGCCCUGCUGCCAUGCUUCACACGUCUGGCGCUGCGCCUGAGCGCCGUGCCGCCGCUGCUCUUCGCCCACAUGGACUUCGCCUCCAACGAGGUGCCCGGCCUCGAGCUGGAGGCAUUCCCAACGGUGCUGCUGUACCGCGCACACAACAAGUCGCACCCGGUGGCGGUGCAGGAUCGGCUGGUGCGCUGGCGGCACAUGGUGCGCACGCUGCGAGAGCACGGCGGCACGGCAUUGCCCGAGGGGCUGGAGGAAGAGGUGCAGGAGGAGGGGGCGGAGUACGAGGCUGCACGCAGGGAGGAGGCAGCGCAGGCAGCAGCGGAGGUGAAGGACGAGCUUUGACGUCCCUUGCGCAGAACAGGCUGGCUCUGACGUCCCUUGCACAGAACAGGCUGGCUCUGACGUCCCUUGCACAGAAUAGGCUGGCUCUGACGUCCCUUGCACUGAAUAGGCUGGCUGGAUGCCGCUUUGGCAGUGACUA
Closterium sp. NIES-67 is the source of this 1958-nucleotide messenger RNA. The record is from the annotation of a GenBank genome assembly. NCBI's taxonomy places the organism in Eukaryota, Viridiplantae, Streptophyta, Zygnematophyceae, Desmidiales, Closteriaceae.